AUGUGGCUGCUGAUACAGAUUCUGCUUCUGCUCGUGGUGAAUAAAGUAGACAGUAUGAAGUGCACGGGAAACAUUUCUCCUCAGAUUCCACAUCAGUGGUAUCAGCCAGGUGAACUCCUAAUUGGUGGAAUUGUAACUUACUUUGGUUAUACUUCCCAAGAAGUUCUAUUUCAGCAGCACCCCUACCAGGAUGAUACAUGUUUUCCAGUCCUUGUAACAAAGUUCUACCAGCACAUCCUCGCCUUGGUGUUUGCCAUUCAUGAGAUCAACAAGAACCCCAACAUCUUGCCCAACAUCACUCUUGGGUUCCACAUCCAUGACUCCACCAUAGAUCCGAAAUGGACGUACAGGACUACCCUCGACCUACUCUUCACAUCACUUGAACUCAUCCCAAACUACAAGUGUGGCACCAAGAAAAAAGUGAUAGGUGUCAUUGGGGGAUAUGGAUCUGAUACCUCAUCAGAUAUUGCACUUCUCUUAAACCGUUACAAGAUCCCACAGUUUUCAUUUGGCUCAUUUGAAUCAGCAGUGGAAAACCCAACCAGUCUCCCUCUGUUUUACCGCAUGGUCCCCCAGGAAACCCUUCAGUAUGAGGGAAUUGUCCAGUUACUUCUGCAUUUCGGCUGGAAAUGGGUUGGGCACAUUGCGAUGGAUGAUGAAGCUGGAGACCGGUUUUUGCAAGCAUUUGAGGUGAUGCUUUCCAGGAAUGGAAUCUGUGUGGCCUUCAUAGAAAAGGCUACAAGACAGUUCCUGUGGGAUAACAUACAUUUUAUGUUUAAAUAUCUUGACAGUCAUAAUACUGAUUUCCUGGACAGCACAGCCAAUGCAAUUGUAGUACAUGGAGAAAGUGGAACACUUCUCUGGCUGGUAUCCAUUAUCUUUAUUCCCACAAUUGCAAUGAAUGUAACAGGUUCUGAUUAUGUCGUGAGAGCCUCUACAGGAAAGCUCCACACACUUAUUCAGAGAAUUGCUUUCAACAACAGUGCCAGAGAUGAAGUGACCUUUAACGAACAUGGACAGUUGAAAGGGGGAUUUGAUAUUACCAAUUUGGUCACUUUUCCAAAUAAGUCCUAUAUCAGAGUCAAGAUCGGGAAGCUGGAUCCUCAGGUUCUGCUUAGUAAAAGAGUCAUCAUCAAAGAAGACAUAAUUGAGUGGAACAGAUACCUUGAACAUGUGCCUCCUCUGUCUGUGUGUAAUGACUACUGCAAGCCAGGUUACAGCAGGAAAAAGAAGGAAGGGGAGAAAUUCUGCUGCUAUGAUUGUGAUCCGUGUCCAGAGGGGAAGAUUUCAGACAAAGAGGACAUGGAUUCUUGCAUGACUUGCUCUGAAGGUCAUUAUCCAAACCUGGGACAAGAUCAAUGCAUUCCCAAGAUUCCAAACUUCCUUUCCUUUGCAGAACCCUUGAGCAUGAUUUUAGCCUUUUUUGCUCUCUUUUUUUCCCUGAUCACAACCCUGGUGCUCACAAUCUUUGUCAAGUACAAGGACACCCCCAUUGUUAAAGCCAACAACCGGAGCCUCACCUACUGUCUACUCAUCUCACUCCUCCUAUGCUUCCUCUGCUCCUUGCUCUUCAUCGGAAAGCCUAGCGAGGUGACCUGCCUCCUCCGACAAACGACUUUUGGCAUCAUCUUCUCCAUAGCUGUUUCUUCUGUCUUGGCAAAAACUGUUACAGUCGUUGUAGUGUUCAUGGCCUCUAAGCCAGGAAACGUUUUUCGAAAGUGGGUGGGGAAACAAUUGGCAUAUUGCAUUGUUAUCUCUUGCUUCUUUGUUCAAGUUGGCAUAUGUGCUGUUUGGCUGGGCACUUCUCCUCCAUUCCCAGAUAUGGACAUGCAUUCAUUCAGUAGGGAAAUCAUAGUGCAAUGCAAUGAAGGGUCAGCCACCAUGUUUUAUUGUGUCUUGGGCUACAUGGGCUUACUGGCCUCAGUCUGCUUCAUGGUGGCUUUCCUCGCCAGAAAGCUGCCCGACAGUUUCAACGAAGCCAAGUUCAUCACCUUCAGCAUGUUGGUCUUCUGCAGUGUUUGGCUGUCCUUUGUUCCCACCUACCUGAGCACUCAAGGAAAAGGCAUGGUGGCAGUGGAGAUCUUCUCUAUCUUGGCCUCCAGUGCUGGGUUGCUGGGCUGCAUCUUUUUUCCGAAGUGCUAUGUCAUUAUCCUGAGGCCUGAGCUGAACAGAAGAGAGCAGCUGAUAAGGAAAAAGCAUUGA
Euleptes europaea (tarantolino) is the source of this 2202-nucleotide messenger RNA. RefSeq names its product vomeronasal type-2 receptor 26-like. Lineage: Eukaryota; Metazoa; Chordata; Lepidosauria; Squamata; Sphaerodactylidae. Gene Ontology annotation, biological process: G protein-coupled receptor signaling pathway. The coding region runs from base 1 to 2202 and encodes 733 amino acids. Gene Ontology annotation, molecular function: G protein-coupled receptor activity. Gene Ontology annotation, cellular component: membrane. The transcript is spliced from 6 exons. The record is from RefSeq and is a predicted model, not a curated record.